CAUCUCCAAGGGAUCGAACGGAAAAAUUAAAAAUAUGAGGGGCCUAGUCGACUUUGUAUAAAAUCCAAAACCUCAGUGACUAAAGCCAAACCGAGCAAGAGGGCUGCUAGGGUUUCUCUCUUCAAAAAGAUUUCAAUCGAGGAAGAAUGUCUCGCGUCUACGUUGGGAACUUGAGUUCUCGAGUUUCGGAGGGGGAGCUCGAAGAUGAGUUUCGCAAUUUCGGAGUUAUAAGAAGUGUGUGGGUUGCAAGGAGGCCACCGGGUUAUGCUUUCGUCGACUUUGAUGACAGCCGAGAUGCCGAGGAUGCCAUUCGUGAACUAGAUGGCAAGAAUGGCUGGAGAGUUGAGCUUUCACACAACUCUAGAGGUGGUGGUGGUGGUGGUGGUCGUGGCGGAGGAGGUCGUGGACGUUCUGGCGGUUCUGAUUUGAAGUGCUACGAGUGUGGUGAGCCAGGUCAUUUUGCUCGUGAAUGCCGUCUGCGUGGUGGUUCUGGAAGGCGUCGUAGCCGCAGCCCACCUAGAUAUCGCAGAAGUCCUAGCUAUGGCAGGAGGAGCUAUAGUCCACGUGGGCGCUCUCCCCCACCCAGACGUCGCAGUUUGACACCACCCCGGGGUGGGCACAGCCGUAGCAGGUCUCCACCAUACCGUGGACGGGACGAGUUGCCAUAUGCAAAUGGUAAUGGCUUGAAGGAUCGACGCAGAAGCAGGAGUUGAGGAUUGGCAUACAAGGCCCUCUGGCUUUGUUUAGAGGAUAUACUGGGAUUAAGUGUUAUGUAGUGUUCUUGGACUUCAGCACAAUUCUGUUUAAUUUGGGGGACGCCCACUGCCUCUGCUCUCUGGAUUUGGUUAAGUUCCUUACUUUCUUAUUUUGAGCUGGUUUUAUUUACCUAAGCAAUAGUUGUAGGCAUGAGGAUCUUAUGAGUAAACUGGUAUCAUAACUUUGUUUAAGAGUGUUUGUUAGAAUGCUGCUAAAAAUCUCUGCUCUUUUUUUCUUUG
Messenger RNA from Rosa rugosa (rugosa rose), 995 nucleotides. RefSeq names its product serine/arginine-rich splicing factor RSZ22. The transcript has 6 exons. Gene Ontology annotation, molecular function: zinc ion binding; RNA binding. The coding region runs from base 147 to 713 and encodes 188 amino acids. Gene Ontology annotation, cellular component: nuclear speck. NCBI's taxonomy places the organism in Eukaryota, Viridiplantae, Streptophyta, Magnoliopsida, Rosales, Rosaceae. Gene Ontology annotation, biological process: mRNA splicing, via spliceosome. The record is from RefSeq and is a predicted model, not a curated record.